Messenger RNA from Iphiclides podalirius (scarce swallowtail), 2160 nucleotides. Lineage: Eukaryota; Metazoa; Arthropoda; Insecta; Lepidoptera; Papilionidae. The record is from the annotation of a GenBank genome assembly.
AUGGAAUCUAUCAAGAAAUCUGUGGCUGAUCUUACGGAGCAUUUUAAUUUGAAGAUGGCAGAGUUCCAAAAGGACCUUAAGAGCGCUAUACCUGCAACAAGCCCAACGUCAAACAUUAAUCAUCAGUUCAACUCAUUCCGUGCCUUUGUUCUGACUGCCCUUGAGAACCUUCAACUGCAGGUAGAACUGUUAUCCCGACAGAAUGACGAAAUUGAAAUGAGGUCGCGACGAAAAAUACUGCUGGUGCAUGGUGUUGCUGAGGCGUACAACACUGACGCCAAGUCGGCACACCCGCAGUACCUGAACGAGGUGGGCCACAGGGUGUGCGUGACGCAGCCGCGCGUUGCCGCGGCCGUGUCGCUGGGUGUACGCGUCGCUCAAGAGCGUGGCGAGGAGCCAGGGCGGACGGUGGGCUACGCCGCCUCGAUGACGUCAUCGAGGGGCGAGGACACCUCAAUAGUGUUCAUGACGGAGGGCGUGCUUCUUAGAGAGAUGUUUGCGUCUCCUCUACUGAUGCAGUACUCGUGCAUAGUGCUGGACGAGGUGCACGAGAGAACUCUAUUGACAGACGUCCUCAUGGGCUUACUGAAGAAAGUCGCUAAGAAACGGAGGAACCUCAAGCUGGUGGUAUCUUCGGCCACCAUGGACGCGGAGUUCCUGAGGGACUUCUUCGAUCUCGCGGACAAAAAGGGGCCCGACAGGGGACGCACCUCGGCGAUAAUGUCGGUGCAGGGCCGGAUGCAUCCGAUCGACGUGUUUUACGUUGAAGAGCCCGUCCCGGACUACGUGAAGGCGACGGUCGAAACAGUUAUUAAGAUACACGAGAACGAACCGUUCGGCGAUAUACUAGCGUUCCUCACUUCGCAGGAGGAAAUCCUGUCGGCUCUGGAGCCGCUCCGAGAAUACGCGGAGAAGAACAACACCGAUAAUAAGACGAGGAGGCAGUUCCCCAGUGGAGUGGGAUCAGCAGACAUGGUAGUGCUGCCCAUGUAUGGGAGUCUACCUCACUACCAGCAGAUCAAGGUGUUCCAGACCGCUGGCAGGAAUGAACGGAAGGUGGUCCUGGCCACCAACAUAGCGGAGACCAGCAUCACCAUUCCGGGGGUGGUGUACGUGAUCGACUGCGGGUUCCACAAGUUGCCGCACUUCGACCCGUCCGUCGGCGUCGAGUCGGUUUGCGUCACGUCGAUCUCUAAGAACAACGCCGCCCAGCGAGCGGGCAGGGCGGGCAGAACUAGUCGCGGCAAGUGCUUCAGAUUGUACACGGAGUCCGAAUACGACAAACUGGCGGCCAGUGUACCGCCAGAGAUGUGCCGCAGCGACCUCUCUGGGAUGCUUCUGCAGCUAAAAGCCCUCGGGAUACACAACCUGCUCAGGUUCACUUUCCCCACCGCGCCGCCGGCGAAAUGCCUCCUGGCCGGUCUGGAGUCAUUAUACGCUUUGGGGGCGUUGGCAUCUGACGGGAAUCUGACUCCGAAAGGGGCGAAGCUAGCCGAAAUGCCUCUAAAGCCCACAGUGGCCGCGAUGCUCUACAAUAGCGCGGAGUACGGCUGCAUAGAGGAGAUGCUCUCGAUAGCGGCGAUGAUGCACGUGGACGGCGUGUUCAGGAAGCCCAGCGGCGGCAGGGAGGGGCAGAGGUCCAGAAUCGCCAGACGGAACAACUUCGAGGUAGCGGAAGGAGACAUAAUAAUGUAUCUCAACGUAUACGACGCCUAUUCGAAAACGAAAUCGCGAGACAAGAAAAGCUCGAAGGCGUGCAAAGACUGGUGCCAGAGGUUGUAUAUCAACCAUCGCGUCAUGGAAAAGGCGUGCGAAAUAAGACGGAGCCUGGAGAAACUUAUAAAGGGCAACUUCGAAAUGACGGACAAAGUUUUCGACGAACCCGAUUUGGGUACAGGCAAGUGCCGCCGCGUGAUGAGGUGCGUCUCGUCCGGCCUGUUCGGGCAGGCCGCCAGGCGGACGGGCGCGGGCGAGUACUCGCACCUGCGCGGCGCCUCUCUGGGCGUGGCGCCCGACAGCUGUCUGCACGACGCCCCGCAGCCGCCCUGGGUGGUGUUCGCCGCUGUUCAAAGCUCGGGCGAUAAGACCUACAUGAGGGAGUUGAUGGCCGUAGAGAAGGAGUGGCUGCUGGAAGUGGCACCGCACUACUACAGAGAAGCC